Entamoeba invadens IP1 is the source of this 1689-nucleotide messenger RNA. RefSeq names its product protein kinase domain containing protein. Lineage: Eukaryota; Evosea; Mastigamoebida; Endamoebidae. The transcript has a single exon. The annotation marks the transcript as partial. The record is from RefSeq and is a predicted model, not a curated record.
AUGCUUCUCUUGUUCUUCUUUACGUUUUCCUUCUCUCAAAAGUGCUCAUCUGGGUGCAUUGGAGGGUGUUUGAGUGACUACACUUGUUUAGGUCAAUGUAAGAAUACAUAUGAGAAUGAUACGUCCUGUUUACUAUGUAAAGAUAUAUACCAUACUGCUGCUGCAGUUUCUUCUGUGUAUUUACCACACAACAACAGUUGUGAACAGAAGACUCAAAUUAUCAACAAAAAGAAGUGGUUACCACCUCAAAGUUAUAUGACAGAGAUCUACGUUGACAUUCCGACUGUUUUCAAAAUAGAUGAAAACAGUGACAUUGAUUAUUCCUUCUGUUAUUACAAUCCAAAGUAUCGAAUAGGGAAGUGGAUCAAAUUGAACAUGACUUUAGUCAAAGCUCCAUUUAUUGCAUUUAACUUCUCGAAAACAGCACCUGUUGAUGUCACUGUCGACUUGACUUUGAACCAAGAAGAAUUUAGUGUUGGGGCGUGUACUGCUCAUUUCCUGAUGUCCAAAAAUGUGACACAAAGGUUCUUUAAAGGACCAAAUGUGCCACCAACGAACCCCAUAACAGGUGAAAGGUAUACGGAAUUUAUGUAUUAUCUUUUUAUAAGUACAAAUGAAAUAGCUGAUUUUGAGUUUAGUGUUCACGUUGUUGAGUCGGUUGAUAAGAUCUGGGACGUCUCCUUUGAUAUCCCACCAACAGAAAUCGACGAAAUUGCGCGCAGUGGAGAAAAACGAGACGUUUAUAUUGAAUUUGAGACGUACGGGACAUUCCAUUUUCCAUCGUGUAUGCCUUCCAUGUUAUUUAAAAUGGCUAUUUUUACUAUAGAAUUUAGUGGGAACUAUUCUGUGAGACUUUCGACGAAAAAAUUGAAUAAAAUGAAUUAUUUGCAGGAGUUUGCAGUGGAACAAGAUAUUGACAAUCAUGUUACCACGUCAUGUGUUAAUGUAUGGAAUGGGGCGUUACAUGGUAACCAAGAUCAAAUAAGUAAUGUUGGAGUGGAGAUCAAACUUUCUUCGACUUUGAAAAACACGAACAAAUUAGAGUUCAAUUACAGUGACCCACAAAAUUCAAAUUUUGUCAAGAAGAGUUUAAUAAGUUCUAAAUAUAGUGAUAUUAAAAUGGUAAAAGUUAAUAAUAAAUAUGUUACCAAAAGUGCUCAAGAAGUGAUUUUAAAGAAUGAAGGCGUCGAUGGACCUUCAAAGAAAAGGUAUUUUGCUAUCAUGUCACAAGACUAUUUCAAUGCAAUUACACUCGAAUAUGAAGUCAUCUGUAAAAAUGAUUGUAAUAUGUAUAAGAGACAAGGAUUUUGUUUAACUUCAUAUUCUAAAUGUCAGUGUGUAGAUGGAUAUGGUGGUGAUGACUGUCACUUAAAGUGUUAUCACAAUAACAAAUGGCAAGUGACUGAUACGACAAAUUUGUGUUAUUUUGGAACGACAAAUUGUGAUCAAUAUUGUGCCUGUGCUACUGGAACCACAUUAGUCGGGCACAUUUGUAUAUCAAACGAGUGUCGUAGUGGUAAAAUUGGAAGUGGAGAACAAUGCAAGCAAACUACAGAGGGGUGCAAUGAAAAUUGUUAUUGUGAUACAAACUCCUAUGUGUUUAAAAACAAUACCUGUGUACCCAAGACAUGUGGAAAUAAUAAAAUCGAUAAAAUCUAUUUAAACAAUCAAUUCAUACGAGAAGAGGAG